UGGAGGCUUGGUUGGUGCUCACAAGCAAUAAUUAACUGCUGAGUGGCCUUCGCCCAAUCCCAGGCUCCACUCCUGGGCUCCAUUCCCACUCCCUGCCCCACUGCCCGUCUCCUAGGCCACUAAACCACAGCUGUCCCCUGGAAUAAGGCAAGGGGGAGUGCAGAGCAGAGCAGAAGCCUGAGCCAGACCAAGAGCCACCUCCUCUCCCAGGAGCUAAACCCAAAGGAUCACCUGGUACUCCCUGAGAGUACAGAUUUCUCUGGCGUGUCCCUCAAGGAACAGACAUGGCUCAGCGGAUGACAACACAGCUGCUGCUCCUUCUAGUGUGGGUGGCUGUAGUAGGGGAGGCUCAGACAAGGACUGCACGGGCCAGGACUGAGCUUCUCAAUGUCUGCAUGAACGCCAAGCACCACAAGGAAAAGCCAGGCCCGGAGGACAAGUUGCAUGAGCAGUGUCGUCCCUGGAAGAAGAAUGCCUGCUGUUCUACCAACACCAGCCAGGAAGCCCAUAAGGAUGUUUCCUACCUAUAUAGAUUCAACUGGAACCACUGUGGAGAGAUGGCACCUGCCUGCAAACGGCAUUUCAUCCAGGACACCUGCCUCUACGAGUGCUCCCCCAACUUGGGGCCCUGGAUCCAGCAGGUGGAUCAGAGCUGGCGCAAAGAGCGGGUGCUGAACGUGCCCCUGUGCAAAGAGGACUGUGAGCAAUGGUGGGAAGACUGUCGCACCUCCUACACCUGCAAGAGCAACUGGCACAAAGGCUGGAACUGGACCUCAGGGUUUAACAAGUGCCCAGUGGGAGCUGCCUGCCAACCUUUCCAUUUCUACUUCCCCACACCCACUGUUCUGUGCAAUGAAAUCUGGACUUACUCCUACAAGGUCAGCAACUACAGCCGAGGGAGUGGCCGCUGCAUCCAGAUGUGGUUCGACCCAGCCCAGGGCAACCCCAAUGAGGAGGUGGCGAGGUUCUAUGCUGCAGCCAUGAGUGGGGCUGGGCCCUGGGCGGCCUGGCCUCUCCUACUUAGCCUGGCCCUAACGCUGCUCUGGCUGCUAAGCUGACCUCCUUUUACCUUCUGAUACCUGGAAAUCUCUGCCCUCUUUAGCCCCAUAGCUCCCAGCUAUUUGGUUCCUGCUCCUUGGUUGAGCCUCUGACAGCCACUUCGAAUAAACCGGACACCGCACAUGUGUCUUGAGAAUUAUUUGG
Molecule: messenger RNA, 1203 nt
Organism: Macaca mulatta (Rhesus monkey)
Lineage: Eukaryota; Metazoa; Chordata; Mammalia; Primates; Cercopithecidae
Gene: FOLR1
Product: folate receptor alpha
Biological process (GO): fusion of sperm to egg plasma membrane involved in single fertilization; cell adhesion; sperm-egg recognition
Cellular component (GO): external side of plasma membrane
Molecular function (GO): signaling receptor activity
Source: RefSeq, marked provisional